AUGGCGGGUUCCCCAGCACGAGAAGCCUCUGAACGGCAGUCUCGCAAGCGGCGGGGAUCUCACAUUACCCCCGACAAGAAGAAGAAGGCAAUUUCCUCCAGCCAGUCUCCUUCUCGUGCUGAGAAUAGCACCACCAAGCCAGUCCCCAUGGCUCCACCUGUUGUCAAAGCCACUACCAGCACUGCCCCUUCGACUGGCAAGGGACCUUCCAACACCAAGGACAAGACCAAGGGUCUUUCCGGUGACGAGAUUACCAAGCCGAAGAGUACCAAGCCCGACUUGAUUGCUAAGGCUUCCAAGGCCAAGUCUGGCAAGCUUCCAGGCAAGGAAAAGAAUCUUGAGGACGGCGAGAGGGCCACUACCAAGAAGGACGACAGCAAGGAGAAGAAGCCCGAUCUCAAGGGUAACAAGCUUGAGAAGAAGGACGACAGCAAGGACAAGUCCAUCAAAGACCCUGAAAUCCCGAAGGUUAACCAAGGUGUCAAGCUUCCCGACCUCGUGAAGCCCGCACCCUCCGACUCCGAGAGUUCCAGUGAGGAGGAUUAUGAGGACUCUGAAGAUUCCGACAGUAUGGAUGACUCGGCUGACUCGGAUGAUUCCGAUGAAUCCAGCGAGACCAGCGAGUCCGAACUGGCGGCCUCCGACAUCGAUAAUUUCGACGAAGAUCUUUACAAUUUCUUUGCACUCCAAUACACGGAUCUGCGGGACUUGAGCCCUGAGCGCCUGGAAAUGGAGAAGGCGAAGACCCUUCGUCGCGUGCAAGCCUUCGUCGACAAUACAAAGGAUAAGCACUACCAUGAUAUCAAGCUGGAGACCCUGAUCGGUCCUGGCAACUACAUCCGCUGGGUUGUUGGCCUGGAGGUGCUCCUCCGCAUGCACCAGGUCUGGGGCGUCGUUGGUGACCUCGACGUUCCCCUGGACAAGGACCACGAGAUGUACCCGUGGUAUGAUCACAUGGUCAACACGGCCGUCUCUCUCAUCUACGCCCAUGUCUCGAAGAAGAUUCGCUCCCACCCUUGCUUUAUCCGGGGUGUUAUGCAACGCAGCCCUGGAGCCAUGAUGCAGCAUAUCUGGGCUCAUUUCGGCAGCCCGGAUGCGGCUCAGUACGACCACUAG
Molecule: messenger RNA, 1116 nt
Organism: Penicillium subrubescens
Lineage: Eukaryota; Fungi; Ascomycota; Eurotiomycetes; Eurotiales; Aspergillaceae
Exons: 2
Coding region: 1-1116 (371 amino acids)
Source: RefSeq, a predicted model, not a curated record